Cornus florida is the source of this 767-nucleotide messenger RNA. RefSeq lists its product as uncharacterized. NCBI's taxonomy places the organism in Eukaryota, Viridiplantae, Streptophyta, Magnoliopsida, Cornales, Cornaceae. The record is from RefSeq and is a predicted model, not a curated record. Bases 237 to 644 code for a protein of 135 amino acids. The transcript is spliced from 6 exons.
CUUUUGUGGAGGUCGGGAAUUUGGGCUUAUGUGGGUGCGGGGAGCAAAACAAAGCUCCAAUCCUCAAUCCCCUUCUUAUUCCACUUAUAAAAUCAGAGUACAGUAAGAAUUUUAUUAUCGAGAAAACAAAAGGGACGAAGAGAAGCAGAGUCGGGAGGGUUUCUUGACUGUGCUAGGGUUUUGGGGAGGAGCAAAUCAUAAGAAUUGGUUGUCAGAAUUUGUCACUUCUUUUAAGCAUGCCUUGCAAAGAGAACGACAUUGUUCAAGAAUCAAUGAAGGCCAUCUUCAAAAUGUGUAAAGGGGUUUCUAAAUUGCCACUUGCUGCUCAAAUUAUUAUCUAUCAGGCGGUGGCUAGUGUUGGGCUUACCGGUGCCGGUGCUCUAAUUGGUUUUGCGAAGCAUCAAUUGUUGCAAUGGUUCCAAAAGAGUGACCAUGAUUUAAAGGCAGAUGAUAGUGAUGUCGUCACAAAGGGCAAUGAUUUACAGGAAAAUGAUAGUGAUGUCGUCACAAAGAGCUAUAUGAGGUGUAUUAGGGCAGACAUACUUGAAGCUAUUCAGGAUACCUGUGUGCAUCUUGACCGAAGGUUGGACAACGUUGAGGCUAGGCAAAACCGUAUUGAACAGAAUUGUGCUCCAACUACUUGAGGGUUUGUUCUUGUUGAUGUUACUGCUUAUGUUUAGUCGUUCUUUGACAGACUUACAAAUUGAAUAUGAAUCUCUGUUAUGUUUGAAUGAAUCUCUAUGGCUCUUAUUCUUAUACUUGAGUAA